This is a messenger RNA of Galeopterus variegatus (Sunda flying lemur), 973 nucleotides long. It is a transcript of the gene P3H4, whose product is annotated as leprecan-like 4. Lineage: Eukaryota; Metazoa; Chordata; Mammalia; Dermoptera; Cynocephalidae. The transcript has 8 exons. The annotation marks the transcript as partial. The record is from RefSeq and is a predicted model, not a curated record. Gene Ontology annotation, biological process: collagen fibril organization; peptidyl-lysine hydroxylation. Gene Ontology annotation, molecular function: collagen binding; protein binding. Gene Ontology annotation, cellular component: endoplasmic reticulum.
GCGCUGUUCAAGGCUAACCGGGUGGAGAAGGCUGUGGCCGCGGCCUACACCUUCCUCCAGAAGAACCCGAAGCACGAGCUGACCGCCAAGUAUCUCAACUACUACCGGGGGAUGCUCGACGUCGCCGAAGAGUCCCUCACGGACCUAGAGGCUCAGCCCUACGAGGCCGUGUUCCUCCGGGCCGUGAAGCUCUACAACAGCGGGGAUUUCCGCAGCAGCACCGAGGACAUGGAGCGGGCCCUGGCCGAGUACCUGGCAGUCUUUGCCCGGUGUCUGGCCGGCUGCGAGGGGGCCCACGAGCAGGUGGACUUCAAAGACUUCUAUCCAGCUAUAGCAGAUCUCUUUGCAGAGUCCCUGCAGUGCCAGGUGGACUGUGAGGCCAAUCUGACCCCCAAUGUGGGUGGCUACUUCGUGGACAAGUUCGUGGCCACCAUGUAUCAUUACCUGCAGUUUGCCUACUACAAGUUGAACGACGUGCGUCAGGCUGCCCGUAGUGCCGCCAGCUACAUGCUCUUCGACCCCCAGGACAGUGUCAUGCAGCAGAACCUGGUGUACUAUCGCUUCCACCGGGCUCGCUGGGGCCUGCAGGAGGAGGACUUCCAGCCCCGGGAGGAGGCCGUGCUGUACCACAACCAGACUGCUGAGCUGCGGGAGCUGCUGGAGUUCACGCACAUGUACCUGCAGUCAGAUGACGAGAUGGAGCUGGAGGAGUCAGAACCACCCACAGAGCCUGAGGAUCUCCCAUCUGACGCCGAGUUCGAGGGGGAAGGUGACUACGAGGAGGGUAUCUUUGCCAACUGGUGGCAAGAACCAGAUGCCAAAGGAGACGAGGCCGAGGCUGAGCCAGAGCCUGAACUGGCAUGAAAAGGGGGCGACCUGCAUCCCUCAAGAGCUUGGGAAGCCUGGGCCCAGUGGCACCACUCUCACCAGCCUGGGCAGCAGCAAGAACUAUUUAUUAAAAACUUAAAAUGGG